UUAUCGCUCUCUCAGAGUAUUCCGACACUAACAAAAAUCCUCGGAUAUUGUCUCUUUUUCAACUUCCAAAACAUCUCCUUUCCUCAAAAUCUUUUCCUCUCUCUUGUCACUUUCCCUGCCGUAAAAAUUUCACCUUUAACAACCAUUUUCCACUUCCCAAGUCCUUAAACCGACAGAAAAUGCCUGCUGAUUCCGGCGACAGGCGUCCGGUUCGAGUUCAGGGGACCAUGGGGUCACACCCACCGGUCAAACUCACCGAUCCACUGCCGUGCCCCAGGUGUGAUUCGACCAGUACCAAGUUCUGCUACUACAACAACUACAACCUCUCCCAGCCUCGCUACUUCUGCAAGUCGUGCCGCCGUUACUGGACUCAGGGUGGCACCCUCCGUGAUGUCCCCAUCGGCGGUGGGACCCGCAAGACUUCCAAGCGCUCCCGGAGCUCUGUCGUGACUUCGUAUUCCUCGAGCGUGAGUCACGAAGUAGAUUCUGUCCAUGUGGCUGUUAAUAAACCUGUUCCGGCGGAUAUGCCUGGAACCGUAGAUAAGCCUGAAGUGGAUUUGGCGGAAGUGAAUUUGAAUGAAACCAUGGAUCUUAUUGUCAAUGGGAGCUUCACUUCGUUUUUGAACUCCCAGGGAGAAGGGUACCUAACACUAGGUGGAUACGGGCUUGGGGCUGGCUCAGAAUUCGAUGUGGUUUGGGGAUAUCCCGGAAACGGUUAUCUCGGUGGUUAUAGCGGCGGCGAUGGUGAAGAAACUUCAUGGCAAGCGACAAGCAAUGUGGAAGGAAGCGGAGCUUUAGUCGAUGGGGAUUUCUUUGCUUGGCCAGGACAUGCAAUUUCUGCACCAGGGAAAAUGUGUUCAUGUUUUUUGCCUAUUGGUUAAGCGUUUUCCAAUUUGCGGUUUACUGGUUAGUGGUGUUCCUUGUUUUUAUUGUGAAGUUUUAGUUGUCUUUGGUGGGUAUAGAGAGAGAGACAGAUGAUUAAUAGUACAAUAUAAUCAUCUCUUGGGCAGUG
Messenger RNA from Hibiscus syriacus, 1012 nucleotides. RefSeq names its product dof zinc finger protein DOF1.6-like. Lineage: Eukaryota; Viridiplantae; Streptophyta; Magnoliopsida; Malvales; Malvaceae. The coding region runs from base 180 to 881 and encodes 233 amino acids. Gene Ontology annotation, biological process: regulation of DNA-templated transcription. The record is from RefSeq and is a predicted model, not a curated record. The transcript has 2 exons. Gene Ontology annotation, molecular function: DNA binding; DNA-binding transcription factor activity.